AUGCCCGAAGAACCGAGGGCCACCGCUCUCCGUUUGGGCUCGAUUGCCCCCAACUUUCAAGCCGAAACCACCAUCGGCCCCAUUGACUUUCACGAGUGGGUGGGCAACGACUGGGUGAUUCUCUUCUCCCAUCCGGAGGAUUACACCCCGGUCUGCACCACCGAGCUGGCCGCGCUAGCCAAGCACGAGCCCGAGUUCACCAGGCGUCACGUCAAGCUGAUCGGUCUCUCGGCCAACUCCAUCGAGUCGCACGAUGGCUGGAUCAACGAUAUCGCCGAGAUAGCGGGGUGUCCCUUGACGUUCCCCGUCAUCGGCGACAAGGAUCGCCUGAUCGCCUAUACCUAUGACAUGCUGGAUCACCAAGAUAUCACUAAUGUGGAUGCCAGGGGCAUUGCCUACACCAUCCGGUCCGUCUUCAUCAUCGAUCCCAGCAAAGUCAUCCGCUUGAUUCAAUCCUAUCCCGCCUCUACAGGCCGUAACACGGCGGAACUGCUCCGCGUAAUUGACUCUUUACUCGCUACCGACAAACAUCGCAUCAAUACGCCCGCCAACUGGGUGCCCGGUGACAAUGUGGUCGUUCCUUCCAGUAUUAAUGACGAGGAUGCCAAGGCUCGGUUCCCGAACAUGCAGGUGGUCAAGCCGUACCUGCGGUUUGCGCCGUUGGCCAAGGAUGAAUUUGCCCCUAGUUAG
This is a messenger RNA of Penicillium samsonianum, 690 nucleotides long. Its product is annotated as peroxiredoxin. The record is from RefSeq and is a predicted model, not a curated record. Lineage: Eukaryota; Fungi; Ascomycota; Eurotiomycetes; Eurotiales; Aspergillaceae. Gene Ontology annotation, molecular function: peroxiredoxin activity. The transcript has 3 exons. Gene Ontology annotation, cellular component: mitochondrion; cytosol. The coding region runs from base 1 to 690 and encodes 229 amino acids. Gene Ontology annotation, biological process: cellular oxidant detoxification; cellular response to oxidative stress; cell redox homeostasis.